Histoplasma mississippiense is the source of this 1101-nucleotide messenger RNA. RefSeq lists its product with no specific name. The record is from RefSeq and is a predicted model, not a curated record. The transcript has a single exon. Bases 1 to 1101 code for a protein of 366 amino acids. NCBI's taxonomy places the organism in Eukaryota, Fungi, Ascomycota, Eurotiomycetes, Onygenales, Ajellomycetaceae.
AUGACCUUUGGCAAAUCGACAACCGCGCUUUCUCUCACCCUUUCAGCAGGCUGUUCACCGUCCCCCACAGUACGGAAUACAUUUAGCAAUGCCUACGACGGAUUUAGGUGCACCGCAUCCUUAUCCCCUGUUGGCGCCUCGUCUCCAAAAUCUGCUUCCCGAUCCGGAAAACGGAGCUCGUCUUACCUUUGCAACUACCAAGGAGUGGACGACGAAAUCCCGUACAAGCUUCCAUUAGGACUACGGAGUAUUCUGCGUAACUCUCCGCUUCAGACAUCCUCAUUACGACGGCCGUCGCUCGCUGCGCCAAGCGGUAAUGGCUCUAGCAAUGGGCACAACCAGCGCAAAGUGCUGUUCCCUGCGAAAAGGCAGGUCAAAUAUCGUUUCCCACUCGACGAAGAAAUCAAGACCAUCCGCUAUAUCGCGAAACACUCAGAUCUCUUAUCCCUGGAUUCCCCAUCGGGGCCAUUGGAUAUCAACACGUCAUCAGACGAGAGUGAGGAAUCGGACUCCUCUUUGUCACAGCCAGGCUCCUGCCUAUCAGAUGAUGAAGAUCCCAUAGCGUCAUCUAAGGAAGAUAGGAGGAAAAUCAAUCUUGCCAACGCCAAUAACCGCAACACUAGUGACGCCACUUCUGUUAAAAAUAGCAACUCAGCCUCGCCAGUCGUGCAGCGGCCACGAAUUGCUAAAAGAAAACAUUCCGCAAGCGAGCGACAAAUCAGAGCCGUCGCGCUUCGAGAAGAAUUAUCCGGUUCCGGUGGCACACAUGAUUACCGCGAUGACACUCCCGGAGCAUCGUACCUCCACCAACGACGGAAGCGGCCUUGCAAAUGGAGGUGGACCCUAGGCCCGGUUGAAAACGGCCACGCGCAGCCAAUUGAUGAUAAGACCCACUGCGGCAGUCCAAACCCUGAUGCGUCACUGGCGGUGAUGGCUCCUCACCAGCAGGCAACCGCACCACCGACAGCAAUGGACGUUCCUACGUUGAGCUGCCCGGCGCCCAGACAGCGGCUGAGCCCGCUGGUAAACACGACUGCUCCACCACGCAUGGACAUUCCGACACAGCCACAGGAAUCCUGUCCUCCCCAGGAUUCAAUGUGA